Messenger RNA from Lates calcarifer (barramundi perch), 2503 nucleotides. RefSeq names its product tumor necrosis factor receptor superfamily, member 1a (gene tnfrsf1a). Gene Ontology annotation, molecular function: tumor necrosis factor binding; tumor necrosis factor receptor activity. Lineage: Eukaryota; Metazoa; Chordata; Actinopteri; Centropomidae. The record is from RefSeq and is a predicted model, not a curated record. Gene Ontology annotation, biological process: inflammatory response; signal transduction. The transcript is spliced from 10 exons. Gene Ontology annotation, cellular component: mitochondrion; signaling receptor complex; membrane raft. Bases 198 to 1385 code for a protein of 395 amino acids.
UCCCGUUUAAGACCGCCUCCGCAAGUCGGUCUCAGCCGAGAGGGCAACGGCAGCGUCGCUCCGCUUUCAAUAAUAAAAAAACAUUAUACUGAAGAUAAAUUCAUGUCGACUCAUGGACCUGAAGUAAUGAGAUAUUCUUCGGCCUAACAGUGGUUGUCCAGGUGGCUUCAGAUGGAUUGAUUUAAACCUGCAAGAUAAUGGAGGGAGCUGGGCCCAGAGGAAGACGGAAUAUAACAGCUCCUGUGGGCACAAUACUGCUCCUCGUGUGCAUGUUCAUUCCCGCUUUGGCAGCAUUACAAAGUACUGUGCAACCAAAAUGCAAAUCUUGGGAAUAUGACAAUGAAAAGGGACAUUGUUGUGACAAAUGCCAUGCAGGUUUUAAGCUUUUAGAGGUGUGUCAUGGUGAUGGUCAGAGAAGUAAGUGCGUGCCCUGUCCUGAUAGACAAUACACAGACCAGAUUAACUACUCCCCCAACUGCAGAAGUUGCAGCACCUGUAAAAAGAAUGAAAUCCUGACAAAGCCAUGUGGGAGAAGUCAGAACACUAUUUGUCAAUGUAAAGACGGUUAUUACAAAGCUUUCAUCGACUCAGGAACGUACGAGUGUCGCAAAUGUACAAAAUGUGGACCUGACGAAACAACAAUAAAAACCUGCACACCAGAACAAAACACUGUUUGUGAAUGUAAGGAGAACUACUACAGAGUCAUGAGAAAAUGUGAACCCUGCAAGAGUUGUGGCCCUCAGUGCAGUCAGCACUGUACACCUUCUGUUCAGAAUACAAAAGAUCCUGAUACCACAGUAAAUGAAUUCCCUGUAAACAUAAUUAUUGGAGUUGGAGCUGUGGUGCUUGUGUUGUUUGUGCUGGCGGUUCUUGUCACCUACAUGGCUACAAAAUGGUUUACCAAGCAGACGUUGCUACAGCCAUCCUCCCAGCCGUCUGAUGUUUCCCCAGACUCUUGCGAGCAGGUCCUAAUCAGUGGUGAGGAACCUUUGGACAACAGCAGUGUCAAAGCCAUUCCCAAAAUCCCUACGACUGAGCAGGAGCCAUCCAAUCUGCCAGACUGUGUCCCCCUUGAAAUCAAUAUCUCUGACCUGAUCUACACAGUACUGGAUCUAGUUCCCGUGCUGCAGGUAAAGCAGCUGGUGCGUAUUCUUGGUGUGAGGGAUACAGAAAUUGAACAAGCAGAGUUGGACAACAGAUCCUGCCGGGAGGCUCACUACCAGAUGCUGCGGGUGUGGGCUGAGAGAGGGUCACAUGUGGGCGGAGGAGGGCGACGAGGUGGAAUGCUUCACCGGCCAUUGUUGCAGGAGUUGUUAGACAAACUGAGACAGAUGCACCUGGGACGGGCGGCAGAGGAGCUUGAGACAAAGUAUGGCAUUCAGUAGUCCUCCCAACACGAGCCAAGUGGAAUAAAAUGCUUAUUAAGCCAAGUAUUAUUCUCUUUAGAGACUAUACAAAAAGACACGGUGCUACCAUCAAAGCAGCAGCAAACCAGCAUCACUGAACACUCUACCUCUCUUGCGCAUCAUCCACUGACAGGACAUGGUCAAACUAUGAGAGGCAGCGAUCAAAAUGUUCAAGGAGGGAUAGCCACUGAAAGUGGAAUUUGGCACUGAAAAGUUCUACUUUGAGCAAUGUAUAUAACUGCAAAUAUAUAUUUUUUUAAUGUUUAAGGAAUAGUUAUUUUGAGGAAUAGUCUCAUUUUCUUUCUUUCCAGUAGUUAAAUAAGGAGAUUGAUAUCACUCUCAGAUCUGAGAGUUUCAUUUCAUCAUCUAACAACUUCACCAAAAGAUGUAUAUUAUAGUAGUUUUACUGGAAAUAUGAGUUAGUAAUAUUCUUUAUGAUUUCAUAUGGAGGUGAUCACUUGUUAUUGUACAUGUGGCUGAAUCAAUUUUAACUGAACAACAAACUAUCACUCCAUUCUUUCUGCCAUAUCCGCAGCUAUGUUUAAACAUUAUUGCACACAUUUUUUAUUUUUUAUUUUUAGCACAGGGAAGUUACAAUUAAAUAGUUACUAUUUAGUCUGUACCAUAAAGUUAACUAGUAAUGUUUUAAGUAGUUCCUGUUUAUACUUAAAAAAAAGAGAGAGACCGAAAAGUUCUGGUCUUCUGUAUAAAGACUUUAUGGGAACAAUAACAAACCUAGGGAAUAGUUCAUGCUGAGCAUGGACCAAGACCCCAGCUUUUCACAGCCUAAUUAGCAUUCUUUUAAGCCCCAUCAUACAAGCAUUAUUCAUUACUGUUGGACAAAACAGGACACGCCUAGUCUCGGUCUGUCUCAGCCAAGCAACUUUUAUAAUACCAGUUCCAGCCUGUAGAUUCAGAUAUGAAUCAGUCACACACUUACAGACUGAAGACGUGUCAUUCCUCAGCACUUUUACCCCCUGAAACUAUAUCAGCUUUUAUAAUACAGAAAUGUUUAUACAGUGGACAAUCAACGAUACUGCUAAACAGCAGGAAUGAUCUUUUAAUAUAUAAACUUUUAAUAAAUGUGUCAUAUAUCA